Drosophila miranda is the source of this 1265-nucleotide messenger RNA. Its product is annotated as ribose-phosphate pyrophosphokinase 2-like. Lineage: Eukaryota; Metazoa; Arthropoda; Insecta; Diptera; Drosophilidae. The transcript has a single exon. The record is from RefSeq and is a predicted model, not a curated record. Gene Ontology annotation, biological process: 5-phosphoribose 1-diphosphate biosynthetic process; purine nucleotide biosynthetic process. Bases 103 to 1212 code for a protein of 369 amino acids. Gene Ontology annotation, cellular component: cytoplasm; ribose phosphate diphosphokinase complex. Gene Ontology annotation, molecular function: magnesium ion binding; ribose phosphate diphosphokinase activity.
UCCAAGCAGGCGGGGGCUGAGCUUCCAAUCUGGCAACAGGACUUCAAAAUUUCUCGCUUCUUCAAAAUUUAUGUUGUCGUUAUUUCCACUCCUGUUAAUUUAAUGCACCGCCUGGUGGUGGUGUCGGGCUCAUCGCACUGCGACUUUGCAGAUGUGGUGGCCGAGAGCUUGGGGCUCAGCUUGCAUCCAGUGCUGCGAGCGAAGUUCCCCAAUGGAGAGAUACAGUUCGAGCUGCUCGAGUCGGUGCGGGGAGCGGAUGUCUAUAUAGUUCAAACCAGCUGCGAGCCGGUCAACGACAUGCUGAUGGAGCUUCUGGUUAUGGUGCAGGCCUGUCGCUAUGCCUCGGCCAACACGAUUACGGCGGUGAUGCCACUAUUUCCAUACUCCAGGCAGGACAAAAUGGACUCGUGGAAGCAGCCCAUAACGGCCAAGCUAGUAGCCAACAUGCUCUCUGUGGCUGGGGUCAAUCGUGUCCUGACCAUGCAACUGCACAACGCUCAGCUGCAGGGAUUCUUUGAUAUACCCUGCGACAACCUGCAAUCUGAUAUUGCCAUCGAAUCGUGGAUUAAACGCUUUAUCCCCGACUACACGGAGCUGGUGAUUGUGGGCGCAGACAAAGGAGCGGUAAAAACGGCCACCCACAUCAGCCACAAGUUGGGCACUCACGUGGCUCUGUUCCACAAGCAGAGGCGGGUGGCCAGCCAGGUGCACGACAUGAUACUGGUUGGGAACGUUCGGGACAAGGUCGUUGUGGUUGUGGACGAUCUAGCGGACACCAGUAAUACCCUAUGCCUAGCCGCUGAGCGCUUGAACGAGGCCGGAGCGGCGAGAAUCUACGCAGUCGUUACCCAUGGAGUAUUUUCUGGCCAGGCCCAGCAGAAACUCAGUGAAUCGCUGUUUGAGCUUGUUGUCUGCACGAAUACCGUUCCCCAGCCCGCAGAAGUGGCCCAGAAUCCAAAGUUCCACAUCAUUGAUGUCUCCAAUAUCUUUGCAAAAUGCAUUUGGAACAUGCACGACAGUACUAGUGUUGAGAAUGCGUUUCGAUCGGAGUCCAGCCUGCUGAACUGGCGUUUGUCACAUAAGAAAGACGCCGAUAGCGUCUCUAAGAGCUUUAUGGAAGAGGAGGGUGAUAGGUUUUCGGAAAACGAGCGUUGCACCAAUCAAAAGUCCACUCAAACCAUAAAGAAAUAUGAAAAGGGGCAGGAAAAUUGAUUUUGAUUCAAAUAAAGGUCCAAUACGUGCGUUUUCUCAGGUUAUAGUCAUAG